UUUUUUUUUUACUUCUUCAUUCAGUUUUUUGAUGAUUUGAUCGCCAUUCUUUUAUUCUGGCUCUCCUAUUACUCAUACACUAUAUUUUCUUUCUUCUUUUCCUCACUUCCCUUCUUCGUUCCCUAAUUAUAUCAGAAUGUUUGGUUGCAUUGUUGCUGGUCGACUAGUGCAAACCAAUCUACAGCAAGUUGACGUGAACAAGUUUACGUUUCAGCUUGAUGAUGCUGAGAACAUCAAUCAUAUUGUAGUCUUUCUGCUCGGAACCAUUCCAUUCCAACCAGGCUAUGCUGCUACAGUGCAUUUAUUGUGGCCUAAUAAGACAUGGCAAUUACUUGGCAUGUUAUCGAAUGAGAAGGCUAGCGCUAUAUUCCGUCUCAAAGGCGUAAAUAAAUCUGGUACUUCUGCUACUGGGAACGACAUGUCCAUGGAUACACCUAUUGGAACAACUACAGAAACCUCAGCGUCACAGAUUACAGCAACUCUAGGCAUUUCUAUUGAACCCAUUGAAGCGGUACUUGCACAGAUUGCCAAUCUUUCAUCUUCCAGCACCCUGGGCGGCUCUACUUCAUCAUCAGCGGUAGCAUCAGAGUCUUCAAACAUCAAUAGCAGUGCAGUUGUACCGCUAUCGACUGCUAAAAGUGCAUCUCCAGAUUCUGUUGCAGCUGUAGCACAAAAAGUUAUGACACAUCUUUACAACCAUGUCACUUCUUUUGCAACAGCUGUGCUACCUGUAGGAUCAACUGUUUUAGUACCAGCGGGAGGACCAGGAACAGCGGCUAAUGUUCUUUCGAGCGUUGCUGCAGGAGCAGGGCCAGACACAAGCUAUUUACCUGUCAAGGCCUUUAAUGACUGGUUCCAGAACGUAAUCAGGAAAGCGAAGACUGACCCUACAUUUCUGACGCGGAACUGAAAAAAAAAAAAGACAGAAGGAGAAUUAUCUCAAGCAUAUCCUCUGGUUAUUUUUGCCUACCUAAUUCCAUAGAAGCAUUCAUAUUAAUAAUAAUGAAAUACAGUUCGCAAUGUGUCUUCAGGUCAGCGCAUUAAUAGUUAUAAUUAUAUUCUCAAUUAUAC
This is a messenger RNA of Lobosporangium transversale, 1071 nucleotides long. RefSeq lists its product as hypothetical. Gene Ontology annotation, molecular function: nuclear import signal receptor activity. Bases 137 to 910 code for a protein of 257 amino acids. The transcript is spliced from 3 exons. Gene Ontology annotation, biological process: protein import into nucleus. Lineage: Eukaryota; Fungi; Mortierellomycota; Mortierellomycetes; Mortierellales; Mortierellaceae. The record is from RefSeq and is a predicted model, not a curated record. Gene Ontology annotation, cellular component: cytosol; nucleus.